This is a messenger RNA of Staurois parvus, 489 nucleotides long. NCBI's taxonomy places the organism in Eukaryota, Metazoa, Chordata, Amphibia, Anura, Ranidae. The record is from the annotation of a GenBank genome assembly.
AUGUCACUCCUGUUUUGCCUCCCUCACCCCUCAGCUCAGCAGCGCAGCUCCUCGUACUCUGGUGAAUAUGGCGGUGGGGGCGGAAAGCGAUUUUCACAGUCUGGAAACCAACUGGAUGGACCAAUCACAGCUCUGAGAGUUCGUAAUAACCGCCUCUACAUCACCGGGAUCCAGGUACGAUAUGGGACGACAUGGUCGCAGUACCAAGGGGGUUCAUUGGGUGAUCUGGAGGAACUUUUCCUUCACCCCGGAGAACACAUCAUCCAGGUAUCCGGGAAAUAUACCUCCUACCUCCGCCGGCUGAUGUUUGUCACCAACAAGGGGCGCAUGUUCUCUUUCGGCAAAGACCAAGGAACCGCCUUCAAUGGCGCCCCCCUGUUCCCCGACACCUUCCUGAGAUACAUCAGCGGAAGCUCCGGCUCCGUCAUCGACGCCAUUGGCUUCCACUGGGACUACCCCUACAGCAACUGCGUCCACUGCGCCAAGUGA